AUGGAUGGCAACAUCCACACAGGCGCGAUUCUGGACAGUGCUGAGGGUAUCGAUAUCAACCAUAAACAUGACCGUAAGGUCCGCAGAACAGCUCCAAAGAGCGAAGAUCCGUAUCUCAGGAUUCUUGCCAAGUUGUACACCUUCCUGGCUCGACGUACUGGCGAGAAGUUCAACAAUAUCAUUAUGAAGAGGUUGUUCAUGUCGAGGCGAUUCCGUGCACCUCUUUCUAUUGCUCGUAUCACCCGCAUGCUGAAAAAAAAGGGGAACGCUGACAAAAUUGUUGUCACCUGUGCAACAGUUACAGAUGAUGCUCGCCUUUAUGAAGUCCCGAAGUUCACAGUAGCUGCUUUGAAAGUUACCGAUUCUGCUCGUGCACGCAUUCUCAAGGCUGGAGGCGAAGUGAUCACAUUCGAUCAGCUUGCUCUUCGCUCGCCCAAAGGAGAAAACACGCUCCUCAUCCAAGGACCCCGUAAGGCUCGUGAGGCUGAGAAACACUUCGGUCCAGCUCCGGGAGUCCCACACAGCCACACCAAGCCCUACGUUCGUUCGAAAGGCCGCAAGUUCGAGCGUGCUCGUGGUCGAAGAGCUUCUCGUGGAUACAAAGCUUAA
Necator americanus (New World hookworm) is the source of this 609-nucleotide messenger RNA. RefSeq lists its product as uncharacterized. NCBI's taxonomy places the organism in Eukaryota, Metazoa, Nematoda, Chromadorea, Rhabditida, Ancylostomatidae. Gene Ontology annotation, cellular component: ribosome; cytosolic large ribosomal subunit. The coding region runs from base 1 to 609 and encodes 202 amino acids. Gene Ontology annotation, biological process: translation. The record is from RefSeq and is a predicted model, not a curated record. Gene Ontology annotation, molecular function: RNA binding; structural constituent of ribosome. The transcript has 5 exons.